UAUCGAAUAAGCUCGUGUCAGUGUGUUUAUACAUAAACAAGAGGUGUAUUGCAUAUAAAGCGUGUCGAAAAAUUUACAGGCACUUAUGUGGACAAAUAAUUGUUAAAAAUGAAUAAAGAAAGUAAGGAACUUAAAGCGUUGUGUUAUCAUUUAGUUAAUCGACUGAGAAGAAAAAGGAUGCUUGUUUGCCAGCAAUUUUUAAUCCAUCAACAACAAAUUUAUCAUAAUUUAAGGAGUGGCAAAAAUUCAACAAGACACAUUUUGGCAUUACAGACUGCUCUGCCCGAAAUAUUCUUUCAAAUAAAUGUUCCCAGAUUUCGCAGCGUACAUCGAAGAGAGCGUCAUGAUAAUUCGAUGUGGUUUCUGGAGCAAGAAGGAAACGCACAAUAUUAUUAUGAAUCGUACCGCAUGGAUAAAAACUCUUUCCAAUUGCUUUGUGAGAAGUUGGCUCCUUAUCUUCCUUGUCCGGCGGUAUUUGUGACACCACCCUUGCCAAUUCCGAAGCAAGUCGCCUAUGUUUAUAUAAAUUGGCAACAUGCGCCGAGUACCGUGUUGUAGGAGAUGUAUUUGGAGUGCAUAAAAGCACAGUGCAUAAAUACUUUCAUCUUGUUGUUAAAGCAAUACUGCAGCUUCGAAGAGAGUUCUUAUAUUUCCCAGCAUUGGAGGAGGCGAAAAAUAUUGCUUCAGCUUUUGAAAAAUUGACUAAUUUACCCAAUAUUGUGGGUUCAAUAGAUCGAACACAUAUUCCGAUUCUGCCACCGAAUGAUGGGUAUCAAGAUUAUGUAAACACAAAGGGAUGGUCGUCAAUAGUUAUGCAAGCAGUAGUAGAUAAUAACUACUUAUUCCGAGAUGUGAGUGUAAAAAGCCCAGGAGGCACCCAUGACGAAGACGUUUUCAAAAACUCGGGAUUGUUCAAUUAUUCAUCGCAGCUCAUUCCAAAUUACGCUUCUGACGUCAAUGGAAUGCAAACACCCUUCAUGUUAAUUGGAAAUCCUGCAUAUCCACUGCUUUCAUGGCUUAUGAAACCUUACACUGGUAGUUUAGACCCCGAAGAGGAAUCAUUCAACUGUUACAUCAGUUCCGGGCGUAUAGUUGGGGAAAAUGGGUUUGUCAGAUUAAAGGGUCGGUGGCGAUGUCUCUUGAGAAGAAUGGACGUUGAUCCAGGAUUUGUUCCUUUUAUUGUUUUGGCGUGUACGAUAUUGCAUAACUUUGUGGAAAAAGAGAAACAGCCCUUUCUUGAUUCUUGGUAUCCGAAUGUGCAGAACGAAGUUCAGUUUCCACAACCACAAACUCCAAUUCAUAUCGAAAGCAUUCCUGAAAGAAAUAUAAAAACAAGGGCUUUACGUGAAAACUUGAAGAACUUCUUAAAAAACAACUUUCCUCUUCGAANCAAUUCAUAUCGAAAGCAUUCCUGA
Messenger RNA from Rhagoletis zephyria (snowberry fruit fly), 1415 nucleotides. RefSeq names its product putative nuclease HARBI1. NCBI's taxonomy places the organism in Eukaryota, Metazoa, Arthropoda, Insecta, Diptera, Tephritidae. The record is from RefSeq and is a predicted model, not a curated record.